Messenger RNA from Dentiscutata heterogama, 264 nucleotides. The record is from the annotation of a GenBank genome assembly. Lineage: Eukaryota; Fungi; Glomeromycota; Glomeromycetes; Diversisporales; Gigasporaceae.
AUAUCGAAUAUGAAACCUGUACGUGAACAAGUGAAAAAACGAAACCUCGAUUGGAUGAUUGCGUGUAAAAACCCCACGCCGAUAGAAUUCUUUCGUUUUAUUCAACCGACACAUAAAGCUCGUGCGAUCGAAAAGUAUGGAAAAAUUCUCAGUGAAGCUAUCAGGUUGUGUAAAGUUCCGGACGAACAGUCGAAACUAAAAAACAUCAAAGAAACCGUUAAUUGCAAUUCAGAUUGGGAUGUGUGGCUAUUAGAGAAAAGAGCG